CAAAGCAAGCAAGCCAAGGGGAUUCUGAAUAUCUUCUUUCACAACCUUCUUUUCGUUUCUUCUGGAUAUCAUCUCCAGAUCUCAAGGAAUCAAACGAUCUAUUUUUCUGUUGAUAAUGGUGAUGAUGUCGAAUGAAUUUUUAUCUGAUGGGAGUGUGAUGAGAAGUCGAACUGAGAAUGGCAGUUGUUCCUUGAAUGGGGAUUCUGUUCUUCCCUCCAAAUGGAAGCCUCGCACUGUGUCUGCUGUUAGGAGUUUUCCACGAGGGUGUGGACCGAUUGUUCAGCCAGUUAAUGUGGUUUCUCAAGAACCAGAUGCAUCUUCAACGUUGGUUAAUAAUAAUAGUAAUGGAGCUAAGGAUGCUGCUGGGAUAUCGGCAGCACAGGUUGAAUCUUUGCCUCCUGAUGUGUCAAAAUCUACAGAGGAUGGAAGGGCAAUGUUGAUUGUGGAGCCUCACAUAGUGGAGAUAGAGGAGACCUUGGUGAAAAAGGAACUGGAGAAUGGAGAGGAUCAAGCUGUAUCAAAGGAGGUUGUUAAUGGCCCCGUGAAUGCAGUGGUUGAUGUAAAGCUUUUGUCACCAACACACGGGAUGGAAAAUGGUGUUUGUGUUAUCAAAGAAGCUACUCCAAAGAUCAAAUUUCCUCGGAGAAGAGUUUCUGCGGUUCGGGAUUUUCCUCCUUAUUGUGGUUUGAAUGCAACUGACCCAACGGAAGAAGAACGCAAAAGAAUUAAUGGAAAGAGUAGCUUUGGAACUGAGGAUAAGGGUGGUGCAGAAAAUGUGAGAUUGACAGAGGCUAUGGUGGUGGAUGUUCUCCAGAAAACUCAAACGGAUGAACUAAGCAAUGAGCCUCCCAUGGGAGAUGAAGUUGGAGGUGAAAUAUCAACAGAAAAAACUAUAGGUGGUGGUGAGCAAUCAAACAUAAACCUGCAAGAUGGGAAAAUCUUGAAGUUUGAACAUGAUAUUACUGGGGUUGAACCAAACAACAGGACCAUACCUCAAAACAGUGACAAAUCUGUCACAGGUCAAGGGUGCCAGGAGAUUGUGGUCUACAAGCGUGAUACAGUCUCGGAGGGAAGAUGUUCAGCUGAUGCCCAUGGUGAAGAUUCAGAAGAGGAGUUUCAAGAUGAGCAUGUCCAGAAUUAUGGAACACAGGAGAUUGUAGUGACACCAAGUAUCGGAUCACCUCAAAAAGACAUCAAGAAUAUCAUUGCUGAAUUUGAUAGACUGGGGCAUGAGAAACGCCUUAAGAAGAGGAUGUUUGAUGAUACCAACAAUGUAGGAUUUAUUGGAGAGAAAAGGAGGGUGGUGCUGUGUCUGAUGGCUCAAUCAUGUGGUCCACAAGAAAGUCAACAAGAGAAUUUAGCCAACUUGGAUGGUAUUACAACCAGUAAUGCCAAGGUGCAUGCCUCCAAAACUAAAACACCAAGGAAGUCUACAAAGAGAAAAGCUAAACAUGGAGAAAAAGAGUCGAGCUCCUCUGAGAAAAAGGUUGCGUAUACCGGUACACUUGAGAUGGUUGUGAGGGAUGACGAUGAUUUUGUUGUAGCUACUGAAGAACAAGGAGAAGAAGGCCCUCCUACUUCCCAUGGAGCACACAAUGUGGAUGUGGUGCUGCCUCCUUUUGGUCCCAAGAGUUCCAAUGAUGUCCGAAAUAAAGUUCGCGAAACUCUAAGGCUUUUUCAUGCUUUAUGUCGGAAGAUUUUGCAGGGGGAAGAAGCAAGAACAAGGGACGGCGAAGAAACAAAAAAAGGUCGAACUGAUCUUAUGGCAAAAACAAUUCUCCAAGAGAAAGGUAGAGCACCUGAUCGUGGUAAAAAAGCGUGGGGACCCAUACCUGGAGUUGAGGUUGGAGAUGAGUUUCAGUACAGAGUGGAGCUUGCUUUGGUUGGUCUUCACUGGACUCUUCAGGCAGGCAUAGAUUAUACUAAGAAAGGCAAAGAACUUGUUGCAGUUAGUGUUGUUGCUUCAGGGGGUUAUGAUAACGAACUUGGCAAGCCAGACGUCUUAACGUACUCCGGUUCGGGGGGGAUUGGAAAAGAUAAAAAGGUUGAAGACCAAAAGCUUGAAAAGGGAAAUUUAGCUUUGAAGAACAAUAUACUCACAAAGAUUCCAGUGCGAGUUAUCCGUGGAUCUAAAUCCAAGCCUACCGAACCUUCAGAUUCAAGAUCAAGGCCAAUCACAACAUACAUAUAUGAUGGGUUAUACACAGUAGAGAAGUACUAUCAGGAACCAGGACAGCUUGGCAAUAUGGUAUAUAAGUUUGAAUUGAAGAGAAUUCCAGGACAACCCGAGCUUGCAUUGAGGGAAGUCAAGUCCAAGAAAUUCGAGAAACGAGAAGGUAUUUGUGUUGAUGAUAUAACUGGCGGCAAAGAAGUGUUCCCAAUAUGUGCUAUCAACACAAUUGACGAUGAGAAGCCUCCUUCAUUCACUUACAUUACAAAGAUCAUCUAUCCAGAUUGGUAUUGCCCUGUUCCCCCCAAAGGUUGUGAUUGUGUUGGUCGGUGCUCUGACAAAAGAUGCUCGUGUGCUUUCAAGAAUGACGGUGAGAUUCCAUACAACCAUAAUGGUGCGAUAGUUGAAGCAAAGCCGCUGGUUUAUGAGUGUGGCCCGUCUUGCAGGUGUCCUCCUAGUUGCUAUAACAGAGUUACACAGAAUGGUAUGAAAAUUGAGCUUGAGAUCUUUAAAACCGAAUCACGAGGGUGGGGGGUGAGGUCUUUGAGUUCGAUCUCUUCAGGAAGUUUUAUAUGCGAGUAUAUAGGAGAGCUUCUGGAAGACACAGAAGCUGAGAAACGAACUGGGAACGACGAGUACUUAUUUGAUAUCGGACAGAACUAUAACGACUGUACAAAACCGAGCCCUGGGGAGGUAGUGGAGGGUGGUGGAUUCACGAUUGAUGCAGCACAUUACGGAAAUGUGGGUAGGUUUAUUAACCACAGUUGUUCACCAAAUCUGUAUGCACAGAAUGUACUUUACGACCAGGAGGACAAAAGAAUGCCGCAUAUAAUGCUUUUCGCUGCAGAAAAUAUUCCUCCGCUACAGGAGUUGACGUAUCAUUACAACUACGCAGUGGAUACGGUCCAUGAUUCUGAUGGCAAUAUAAAGAUCAAGAGUUGCUAUUGCGGUUCUUCAGAAUGUACGGGCCGGCUUUAUUAGGUAUGUAAGUGAAAUCAGACAUUUAUAAUACCAUCAAUUGCCAAUCUCUUUUUGUGCUAUAUGGUGGUGUUAGCUUUUGCGAUGCUUUACGCCAUGAUGUGUUAGAUUCUAUGCUAUGCCCAUGGUUUAGUUUCAACUAGUAUGCUCAUAUCCCUAAUGACACAAAUUGUAGCUCAA
Cynara cardunculus var. scolymus (artichoke) is the source of this 3328-nucleotide messenger RNA. RefSeq names its product histone-lysine N-methyltransferase, H3 lysine-9 specific SUVH4-like. Lineage: Eukaryota; Viridiplantae; Streptophyta; Magnoliopsida; Asterales; Asteraceae. Bases 116 to 3151 code for a protein of 1011 amino acids. The record is from RefSeq and is a predicted model, not a curated record. The transcript has 2 exons. Gene Ontology annotation, cellular component: nucleus. Gene Ontology annotation, molecular function: zinc ion binding; histone methyltransferase activity; protein binding.